ACACCCACAACAACCAGGCCAACUAGCACAACACCAACAGCGCCCACGUGUCCAGCAACAACUCAAUGGACGACCAAUGAACCUAUUGAAACUUCUCCGAUUCAGAUGGGUGUUCCAUACACUAUAAUAAAUAAGCAAUGCAAUACCAUGGCUCUGAGUAUCUACAAUUCCACUUUGAGCGCGGAAAACAAAAUCCAUACGGCGCCACACGUGUCAAACUGUUCGGAUUUGUCUCAAGUAUUCCGAUUACAAACAGCUAGCGGUUAUUACGAGAUUUUGUCCGCACUUGGGCUGGGGAGUAUACAAUGGACUUGGAAUAUGCAUCUGCAUUACGAUUCUGAUCCUACCCCAACCAUAGCGAGAGCCAAAGCCCAGUAUUCUCAGUUUUCUCUUCAACUGGUUGAUGCAACUAAUUUCUACACAAUACGGGUACGAGAGAGUCCACAAGCGAGCUUCUAUUACUCGGGAAUAAGGAACGAUAUUGGCGUCGACGUCCUAACCAUGGUUCCUCCGGAUCCUGGUAAUCACACGCACUUGUGGGGUUUUGUGCAAUGCCCGAAAUAACCGAGCGUGGUGCAGAAAAUGUACACUUGUGGUGGAU
This is a messenger RNA of Folsomia candida, 601 nucleotides long. RefSeq lists its product as uncharacterized. Lineage: Eukaryota; Metazoa; Arthropoda; Collembola; Entomobryomorpha; Isotomidae. The record is from RefSeq and is a predicted model, not a curated record. The coding region runs from base 106 to 564 and encodes 152 amino acids. The transcript has 5 exons.